This is a messenger RNA of Funneliformis geosporum, 219 nucleotides long. The record is from the annotation of a GenBank genome assembly. NCBI's taxonomy places the organism in Eukaryota, Fungi, Glomeromycota, Glomeromycetes, Glomerales, Glomeraceae.
AUGAUUUCAGUAAAACGAGCACAUCUUAAUGGUAGUACAAAUCUAUAUCGUGAAGCUGCAAAGAAUAAUGCCCAAGAAAUGAUAUCCGAAGGCUUUCCCAACGCCAACAUUUUUGUUGAGCGUCCUGUUGAUAAUGAUUCUACAAAUAAACUCAAAAGAAAAUUUCAAAGACCAGCUCCAUCCGUUAUAAAAACACAAAUUUUAAAAUGGAAGCUUUGA